GAUAUAAGAUUUUAGUGUUUAUAAAGUCAAAGUCUAAUUAAGUUUGUUUAUAAUAUAAAAACCCAAAGAAAUGUACAUUUGUAAUUUGCUGUGGAAAAAGAAGUUCGCACUUUUGUUUUACGAUAAACUAUAAUUUCAAUGAGAUUUAUUUUUUUACAUAUAAAUGUAUUAAAAAACAAUACUACCAUCAAUCCAUCAUUUUUGGAAGAAAAGCAUGUUGAUUAAAGAAUAUCGUAUUCCGCUUCCUCUUACAGUUGAUGAAUACAGAAUUGCACAGUUGUAUAUGAUAGCUAAAAAAAGCAGGGAUGAAAGCAGCGGAGAAGGAAGUGGUGUUGAAAUCAUUGUUAAUGAACCAUAUAUGGACGGGCCGGGGGGUAACGGCCAAUAUACGAAAAAAAUUUAUCAUGUUGGAAGUCAUUUACCUGGAUGGAUAAAAAGUUUGCUGCCAAAAAGUGCGCUCACUGUUGAGGAAGAAGCUUGGAACGCAUAUCCUUUUACUAAAACGCGAUAUACCUGCCCAUUUGUGGAAAAAUUUUCUCUUGAUAUUGAAACAUAUUAUUUUCCGGAUAAUGGCAAUCAGGAAAAUGUUUUUAAAUUGAGUGGCUCAGAUUUAAAAAGCAGAGUUGUCGAUGUAAUUGAUAUUGUCAAAGAUCAGCUUUAUGGCGGUGACUAUGUUCAAGAAGAAGACCCCACCUUAUAUGUGUCGACAAAAACAUCAAGAGGUCCACUCGACGAAAAUUGGUUGGAAGAAUAUUGGAAUAAGGUUAAAGGGAAAACACAACCGACUCUGGAUAACAAAUCAUUAAUGUGUGCUUACAAACUUUGUCGUGUGGAAUUUCGAUAUUGGGGAAUGCAGACUAAAUUAGAGAAAUUUAUACAUGAUAUAGCAUUGCGAAAAACUAUGCUACGAGCACACAGACAAGCUUGGGCAUGGCAAGAUGAAUGGCAUGGUUUGACUAUGGAAGAUAUAAGGGAAUUUGAAAGGCAAACUCAAGUCUUAUUGGCAAAAAAAAUGGGUCAAGGUGUUAGUGGAAGCGAGGACGAAGAAGAGGAGGAAGAUGCGGAAAAAGAAAAUGAUGAAAUUUCAAUUGAAAAUGAUAAGAAAGAAAAUACAAUUUUGAUGGUACACCAAGACACCCCCGUUAUUGAGGACCAGAUAUUAAACAAAGAUGAUUGCAGCGAGGCUUAUAACAAAGUUUGUGAAAGCAAAGACAAUAAUGUUCGAAUUUCUAAUGCAAAUAUUGACAACGUAUCGGGAGAUUUUCAUUCACCAUUAGGUUCGGCACAAAGUUUCGAUGCACAGGUUGCGAAUUGGAGAAUGGAACGCUUAGAAAUAGAUUCCAAAUCUGGUUCAGAUGACGAGUUCUUUGAUUGCAUAGAAGCAAUUGACAGGGCUAAUUUGCAAAAAUGGAGCUCUUUAGAACUAUUGACAGAUGAGAAUGAGGGAGUCAAAAAAGAUUCUUUAAAAACUAGUGAAGAUAGUAUUUUCAGCACAGAAUUUCAUCAAAGAACAACUUCCGUACGAGUUUCAAAACUCCUACCCAAUUCAACAGGUAAUAUAGCAAACAUUCAAGACUCACCAGCUUUAAAUUAUUGUUCUACAACAGUGUUAAUACUUGUUUGUCAUGCUGGAAGUGUUUUAGAUACAACAAGUGAAAUUGGUUCAAAAAAAUCAGAUUUUACAACCUUCCGAGGCCACUUUGAAUCGGUCAUACGACAGCACUAUUCUUCGUUAUCUGAUCAUAUUGCUUUAAGAUUAGUCCCGUGUCCAUCAAUCUGUACUGAAGCAAUUGGAAUAUUGUCAAGUUUAAAUCCAUAUUCCUUUGAUGCUAUCCCGUCCUCGACCGACGUGCAUAACAUAAUUGAUUUACCGCUUGGAGCUAUACCGCUUUUAACAGAAAUUUCGAACAACUUUCAAGAAAGAAUUGAUCAACUUAUUUCUUCAGCAAAUUUUGUUUUUAAAGAUUUUUUAAAUUCAGAUGAUGGACAAAGUUUUAACGGUCAAGUGGUAUUGAUAAGCGACUCAAUGGGGUCAGUUUUAGCGUAUGAAGCACUAUGCCGCAAUUCAGAAAUUUCAAAAUAUGAUACAAAUCCCAAAGCAACAAGCAAUAAUGAUAUAAAAAUAAAAAAAUUAGAUUUUGAAGUUAACGAUUUUUUCAUGUUUGGAACACCACUCGCCGUCAUGCUCGCUUUUAGAAGAAUCCGGGAGCCGCGUUACAAUAUAACCAAACCUAAUUGCCAACAAGUGUAUAAUAUGUUUCAUCCUACUGAUCCGGCAGCCUCACGAAUUGAACCAUUACUUAGUGCACGUUUUUCUUCAUUAUCACCCGUUAAUAUUCCGCGGUACGCUAAAUUGCCAUUAGGAAGUGGUCAUCCUAUUCAUUUGUUAGAAACAAUACAUUCUAAUUCCCGCUUGUUUAACGAUAUUUACUCAUCAAAACAAAAAAGACUUUCCGAAGUGUCAGUACAUAGCUACUCCUCGGAGCAUAAUGAAAACUCUCUCAGCGCUCUCAAUAUAUUGCAAAAUAAGUGGUGGGGAACAAAACGUAUUGAUUAUGCUCUAUACUGUCCUGAUGGUUUGACUUCCUUUCCGACACAAGCGCUUCCACAUUUGUUUCAUGCCAGCUAUUGGGAAAGUGUUGAUGUUAUAGCUUUCGUUUUAAGACAAAUAAGCUGUUUUGAAGAAUUUCAAAAUACAAUUCUUCAGUCGAAUAAUGUGUCUACCUUUCCUGGGCAGGAAUGUGAAAAAUGGAUGAAAAAAAGAACAUCGGUUAAAAUUAAAAAUGUCGCCCCAAAUCAUAGAGCAAAUGAUGUAAUAGUUUUAGAAGGACAAGAACAAAAACUGGUGGCUAAGUUCAUGUACGGCCCACUGGAUAUGUUCACUUUAACUGGAGAAAAAGUUGAUAUAUAUGUAAUGGAUACACCCCCAGCUGGAGAAUGGGUUUUCCUUUCAACUGAAUUAACUGACAAAACUGGAAAGGUUACAUAUACCAUUCCAUCAAACAAAUCCUUAGGUUACGGAAUUUAUCACGUUAAGAUGGUUGUAAAAGGAGACCAUACAUCAGUUGAUUUCUAUAUGGCAGUUGUACCAAUGAAAACAGAAUGCGUCGUUUUUAGUAUAGAUGGUUCCUUCACAGCAUCAAUGUCUGUAUCAGGAAAAGAUCCUAAAGUUCGAGCGGGAGCAGUAGAUGUGUGUCGACAUUGGCAAGAAUUAGGUUAUUUAUUAAUAUAUGUUACUGGCCGACCAGAUCUACAGCAGCAACGUGUAGUGUCAUGGCUAAGUCAGCAUAAUUUUCCUCACGGUUUGAUAUCUUUCGCAGACGGACUGUCAACAGAUCCUCUGGGACAUAAAACUGCUUAUUUAAAUAAUCUUAUCUUAAAUCAUGGAAUAUCUAUUGUUGCUGCCUACGGAAGUAGCAAAGACAUAAGUGUUUAUACAAACAUCGGACUUCAGCCUAGUCAAAUGUUUAUAGUUGGAAAGGUGAGCAAGAAAUUGCAAGCAAAUGCGACUAUAUUGACAGAGGGCUAUGCAAAUCAUUUAAGUAAUUUAAAAAGUGUUGGAGGAUCAAGACCUGCAAAAGGAAACGCACGUAUGGUAAUUCCUCGAGUAUACUUUAAUUUGUCGGGUCAGAUAGUUUCUAAGAGAAAAAAAACAAAUGAGCCAGAAAUUAACUGACGAAAUUCUUCAUCAGAAAAUGUGUUGUAUACAAAAUACUUAGCAAAUAUCUGAUUCGUAUUCCAACAGCUAAAAGCAAGUCUUUAUGGGUACCUAUGAAUUGUUAUAUAAAAAAUCAUAAUACUGAGUACACCUUGAUAACUUCAAUUUUGUCACUUGGUUUCUUAGAAGUUCCUGAAGAUGAAUCAAUAACUGAAAAAGUAUAAAGAGUAUAUUUACUACAGAAAAAGUAUAAAAAUAAUUAGGUAAAAAGUUAUGAGGAAUAGUCUCAUUAAAAUAAAUAUCACGACUAAAGGCAAAUAUGGUAAUUAAAAAGGUACCUGGAAUAAAACGAUGUCCAAAUAAAAUUAAUUUAUAACUACGUAGAAAUAUGUUAAAAGAAUCUAAAAUAAUAUUAUGUAUAUUAAAUAUAUUGAUGUGGUGUAUUGAUUUGCGUUGAAAUUUAUUAAUGUAUAUUGUUCAUAUUCUUGAUAAAAUAUCUAAUGUAAGGUAAAUUGUGUUAGUUGUGAAUAUGUAUGUAAAGACAACAGUGUACUAUUUAUAA
Messenger RNA from Condylostylus longicornis, 4220 nucleotides. RefSeq names its product protein retinal degeneration B (gene rdgB). Gene Ontology annotation, molecular function: phosphatidylcholine binding; phosphatidylinositol transfer activity; phosphatidylinositol binding. The transcript is spliced from 23 exons. Bases 215 to 3676 code for a protein of 1153 amino acids. Lineage: Eukaryota; Metazoa; Arthropoda; Insecta; Diptera; Dolichopodidae. Gene Ontology annotation, biological process: phospholipid transport. Gene Ontology annotation, cellular component: cytoplasm. The record is from RefSeq and is a predicted model, not a curated record.